Messenger RNA from Salvia splendens (bonfire salvia), 2718 nucleotides. RefSeq names its product PX domain-containing protein EREL1. The record is from RefSeq and is a predicted model, not a curated record. Gene Ontology annotation, molecular function: phosphatidylinositol binding. NCBI's taxonomy places the organism in Eukaryota, Viridiplantae, Streptophyta, Magnoliopsida, Lamiales, Lamiaceae. Bases 294 to 2396 code for a protein of 700 amino acids. Gene Ontology annotation, biological process: protein transport. The transcript is spliced from 10 exons.
CUGAAAUCUGUCUCCAUAUUUCAGGAAGCUCAUUUGCAGAUCAUAAAGAAAAGAAAAAAGGAAAAAUACAGAAUGGAGGAGAAAUCGUGAAAGCCGAAGCAGCGCACCACCUGUGCUUUAUAGGCAUCUCACAGUUUCUCAUUCUCCGCUGCCAUGGGCUCUGAUCCCAAUAUCCCAAAACCCUAAGUGAACGUUAGUGAUUCAGUAUCAUUGUAGUCAUUAUUACAUCGAAUUCAUCGAUCCUUUUGUUAAAUUACGACCGUGUGAAGUGAUCGGAUUCCAGACGUGCGGAGAUGCAGGGGCUGAGUCCACCCAAGCACCGCCACGAUGGGACUUCACCGUUGCCGCUGGGAAUGGAUUGGAGCCCCCCGCCUCGAAUUUGGGUGGGGAGAGAAAGUGUUUGGCCUCAUGAUCCUCGGACAGGAUGGAGUUACUGCAUCACUAUACCUUCAUGGAUUGUACUUGCAAAGUCAAGAGAUUUGGACCCAACCGUGUUUUACAGGGUCCAGGUUGGAAUACAAUCACCAGAAGGUAUUACGACCACAAGAAUGGUGUUGAGGAGAUUCAAUGAUUUCCUGAAAUUACAUGUUGCUCUCAAACGAGCCUUUCCUCGGAAAAGCAUUCCACCAACUCCUCCAAAAGGGCUCUUGCAGAUGAAAACAAGGGCAAUGCUGGAAGCGAGAAGGAGUUCUUUGGAGGAAUGGAUGGCAAACUUGCUUUCAGAUAUUGAUUUAUCAAGAAGCAUUGUUGUUGCAUCCUUUCUUGAACUGGAAGCUGCUGCUAGGUCAUCAUUUCAAGAAGAGGGCCUGCAGAGUCCCGAUUCAUAUGUUUCUGUAACUACUACAGACCUGUCUCAUCAUAUGCAUCCAAAUUCAUGCACGUUGGCAGCGGGUAGUUCGUCAGUGGCAUCAGAUUAUGGCAGUGAUACAGCUUAUGAGAUAUCUGAUAUUGGUUCUCCUAGCCUUGGAAGGGAUAACAACUCGGAAGUUGGGACUGAGGAUCUGUCAUUUUAUGAUGAUGCAACAAGUCCAGUAGAUAAAUUUGUCAAGUAUGGCAUGUCAAAUAUUGACGAUGGCUUGUCGAUGGGGCAUGCUAUUCUAGAGAAGCUUGAGAAUUUUCCUAAACAUAAAGCGCAUGCCAGAGAAAAUCAUAACUCAGAGCAGAACAUGAGUAAUGGAAGUUUUUUGAAAGCCUCUCAUCAUGCAGAAGAUAUGUCAGAGCAUGGGGCUGAGCGUAGUUCAUUGGCUCAUGAUGGUCAAAAGUUGUCAAAUGAGAGCAUUGGAAGUGACAGGAGCACUUUAAGAGGCAGCGAGUCAUCAAGUUUAGUAAAUCCAAAUGGGCACAGGCCUUUUGAUUUUGGGAGUGAGGGUGAGGUUGGACGAACCAGUGGAAAUGUUGGAGACUCUGAUUAUCAUCUCCCAGAUGAUAUACACCUGUUGGUCCCAGUGGAUCAGCGUCAGAAGAUGAAUAGGGUACUUAUGACAAUGCAGCAGAGGUUGAUUACAGCUAAAACUGAUAUGGAAGAUCUUAUAUCAAGGUUGAAUCAAGAAAUUGCCGGGAAGGACUAUCUUGCAACAAAGGUGAAGGAUUUGGAAGUGGAGCUUGAAAUUACUAAACAAAAAAGCAAAGGAAAUCUUGAGCAGGCUAUACUAAUUGAAAGAGAGAGAGUUACUCAAAUGCAGUGGGAUAUGGAAGAACUUAGGCAGAGGUCUAUGGAACUAGAAUCGAAGUUGUAUUCUCAACAGGAUCAGAGGCCAGAUGCUCAGCCUUAUGUUUCACCAGGCAAUCAGCCGAUGGAUGCGUUGUGUCAGGAGUUGGACUCUGCAAAACAGCAAUUUGAGGACUUGUUGAAGCGACAUCAGGCGCUGGAAGUGAAAUCCAAAGCUGAUAUCAAAGUUCUUGUUAAGGAAGUAAGAUCUCUAAGAAGCUCCCAAUCAGAAUUAACGCAACAGCUGAAGCAGUCUCUCAGACAAAAAUCUGAAAUGGAGGAACUUCUACAGGAAGAAAGAGAGAGAAAUGAGCAGGUGAGAAGCUCUUGGAGGAAGUUGCUAGAUAGAUGCAAGAUUCUCCAAGAUCAGCUUCAGGAGUGCAAUAUCGACAAUUUAACACACACAAAAGGGGACACAGCUGACAGUCUUCCGUCAUUACUGGAGCAGUUCGAUUUUGUUAGCACAUCUGAAAAUCAGAUAGACCUUCUCAUCGCCGAGUUUGAGCAGUUAGCCGAGGAUGGUGAUAAUCACACAACUUCCAUUGAUGAGGAGUCGAGGCAGACACUAACGAGUCUCCUAGCCAAUAAUGGCGCGUUGAGAAAGCAGGUGAACUCCCUUAUAGUUAACAGUCUCAAAUCAAAGGUGAAAGGUGAAAUGUCAGAUGUAAAUGUAGGAAGUGAGAUCUAACAUAGCAGCAGCAGCAGCAGCUAACUCGUCGACAUAUAUGUAAAUUCAGUCGGGCCGUGUACCAUACCUCAUACCACAAUUGCGAAUAAUAUGUAGAGUUCGUUUUACGAGCAAGAACACGUCCGUGUCAAUUUUUUUGGUCCCUCUCCGUGCUGUAUGUAACAAUGUACAUAUAUAUUGAAGUCCGAUUUGUAUCCAUUGUUGCAUAGUUCAGAGUUGAGAAAAGCUUGUUGAAUUUUGUUGGUUUAUUGAUUUUGUAUCCUAAAAUUGUGAGAAUCAUAGACUUACCAAGUCUCGUCUUUUUUCAAGACGACAUUUAAUU